Molecule: messenger RNA, 3262 nt
Organism: Cyanistes caeruleus (blue tit)
Lineage: Eukaryota; Metazoa; Chordata; Aves; Passeriformes; Paridae
Source: RefSeq, a predicted model, not a curated record
AUGCCCUCCUGGGGAAGGCGUAUCCAGAGGUUUUCCUGUGGGAGACAGAAUUUAUUGGAUAACAUUUUCCAGUGUAUUAGGCAGGACAACGAUAAACCCCAUACAACCCUCAUCGUUUAUGGGCCACCAGGCUGCGGAAUGUGCAAAUUAUCUGAGCAGGUGCAAACUGCUGUAGGGCAAGUGCUGUGACUAUUGCUGGGGACAUCGCAGCUCAGUUCUGGCCUUCACAGCCUGCUGAGGGACAUUUGUUCACAAAUCUGUUCAGCAUCUGAUUUGCCACCACCUCCACUCCAGACCAACCAGGCUCACAGUGAUUUAGUCCUGAUCCUCAGUCUCCCAGAGUGGCACUCAGAUACUGGUGCUGCUCUGGACUCCGUGGAGUUUGCUGCCUGGUGGUGGGGCAGAUUCCACUGGCUCCCCUCAGAUUGCUCUCCACGGCCCCACAUCAUCAUUUCCACUUCUACUGAUACUCUGAACAACCCCCAGCACGCUGUGCCUGAGGCUGGGGCUCACUUUGAAGUAGGAGCCUUGUUCUGUGAAGAAGCCAGGAGGAGGAGAAAUAAUUUAUUUUCCUGUAAAAGUUUCCACUUUGCUUGCAGAAAUGGGCUGUCAGACAUGGAUCUUCUACCCAGACGAUUUGUUGAAGUGGUGCAGGAUCAUUAUCUAUCUAAACAAGACCAAAUCAACAGGCAUUUUCUCCUGGCAGGUUUCUAUAAGGGGACCUGGAGCUGGGGAAUGAGGAAAUCUCUUAUGUUGCCACUCAUUAGCAGAACCUUGAGUUGUGAAAACAAACAGAUCAAUCCAUACACCACAUUUCAAACCCACUGCUCUGACUGCUCCCAGUUCACCCCUCAGCCACUCUGGUUCUCUGACAUUGUCCCAAACCUGAGGAAGUUGAGUGAAUUACCACUUCAUUUACUUCAUGCUGGAGGAAUUGAGCUAAAAAGGGAUGUGCUGGGUAAGGAGAAGGGGAGCACAGAGGUGUACUUUGCUUCAUGCUUACAGCCAUGGAUAAGGAUCACACCCUUUCUGCUGGGCUGUGAGAAGGAAGCUUGGAAAGAGAAACCACUCCUUCCUCAGGGAAAAAUCCACACAAUUACAUUUCCCAGGUUUUACACUGGAGCCAUCCCUAUAUUACCAGAUCAGGCCAGCUCAACUCAUUUCAGAUUGUACAUCACGGAAAUACAGCUAUGGCUGCUCCCACAGGCUCACCAGAGCCAUGUUCUAAAAGGUUUUUCUGUCUCUGCCCUCUCAGGGAUGAGGAUAAUCCACACAGAAAUGUUGGCCAGGCUUCUUGCCUUGGUGCCUCCCUACCUGGAGCUCAUGGGGCAGCUGUGCCAGCAGUGCCUGAUGUGCAGGGUCUGUCCCUACCCCGUGCUCAUCCCACUGUGUGGAUUUCUCCAGGUGGGGCCCUACACACAAUCCCCACAGGAUUCCUUAUCCACAAAGGUGGGAUCAUUCCUGGGGCAGAUACAGCCCGACAAUAUUUCUAAUUAUCCAUCUGUUACGAACGAGAUGCAAGAAACAAUAUGUCUGCAGGAAACUAAUCUUGCUCCUGGCACAGACCACGGGGUUCACACAGGACCAGGGGUUCCAGCUGGGGAAGCACAGCACAUAAACAAGCUCAAAAAUGUCCCUUUUCUGUCUGUGGCAGCAAGAGCAGCCUCUCCCUCCUCUCUGUGUGUCAUGGCCGGUGUCACAGCGAUGGCAUUUGAUCCUGAUUGCCAGCUGCUGGUGGCAGCUUCCCAGGAUGGCUCCAGGAUUGUCUGGAAUAUGGGAGUUUUUGAGAUGCUGCACACCCUUCCUGGGUGCUCUGCAGAGCAUCUCUCACUUCUUGAGGCUGGAAAGCUGAUUCAUGGCGCACACAGACAUCUCCCAGCCACAAGCAUUCUCCCAAAUCCCAAAAGCACUGAGAAUCCCUCCUUUUGUGAGCCCCUCUCUUACUUGAUAGCUCAGGUGAGGUGUGUGGAAGUGCCUGAUAAAGGAACCUGUGCUGUUUCUGCUGCCAUGGAUCACAGUCUGCACAUCUGGAAUUUGAUUUCUGGCAGAGCCAUGUUUAUUAUCCAGGAUAUGCAAAGAACAAUCCUCCCAUCGCCUUCAUGUGGAUGUGAAGGGUGUGACACACUGAACACAUCUGCCUGAGUGAGAUUGGAAAUAUCUGAGCAAAGCCAGCUCCUUUUCACAGGGCUGAUCUCUGGGACAGCCUUUGUCAUCCCACUGAACUCCAGGCAGGAACUCCAGACUGGCAUCCUUCCUCCAGAGACACAGAAACCACUCAACCACAUGGCGUCGAGGCAGGAAAAGCAGUUUGCCGUAGCACAGGAUGAUUUAGCCCUUGCAGAUCCACGUCCAGCGAUCCACAGGCCCACCCACACCAUCAGAACCCAGAGCCCUGAUUUCCAUGGAGACUGCAGUGUCAUCUACAGCAUGGCCAGCAGGGAUUCAGUCCUUCAGGACUGCCCUGGGGCCCAAGGGCUCCCUUUGGAAGGUCACAGAAGGCAGAUCUCCUGCUUGGCAGGCAGUGGAGCUGAUGGUCUCUUGGAGCUCUGUCAGCAGCAACUUGAGCUGAGCUAUUCUGAGGGACCAGCACGCUGAGUGUCAAUGGUUAAUCACUGCCCCGGGCUGCCAGGCAGGAUCCAGCUCACAGCAUUCCCAAGGAUACCCAAAUCCUGACAAGCUGACAGGCACCAGCUUUUCCCAGUACCCAAGGCUGCUUUGGGAAGAUCCUUACAGCUGGAUUCACCACCCAGGUGUUGGUGCUGGCAGUGACUGAGGGCUGGGAACUCUGCUCUGACACAAAACAAAACUCACAGGAGUUUUUUUGUCUGCAGCUGGCUCUGCUCAUGUCACCAGAGUGAGACACAUGGCACAAAUCAGGGAAGAGGAUGAGACUUCUCAAGUUAAUAAUAGUGAUAUAAAACAGAAAUUAGGCCAACUCAGGAGAAUCCAGGAGGAAAAAAGAAAAAAGUGGUGCAGGAGGUUGGAUCACUGCUAAUUUUCUUUCACCUGACAAGACACCAAGGAUAUGUCUGAGCUACUCCUUUCCACAGGUGGAAUAAAGAGCUUUACUCUGUCCUACAAAGCUCUUUCCUGCACACCUAUGAGUGCUUCAUAACCUAGGAGCUGUAUUUGGCUCCCAACACCCUUCCAGCAUCCUCCUGUAAAAAUCUUUUAUUUAUUAUCUCUAUUCUUAAGCACUGAAUAACCACUGAAAACUCUAAAAACAUCUCCACUUCACCCUGUAUUUACCAGCAUAACAAUC